Molecule: messenger RNA, 1157 nt
Organism: Eufriesea mexicana
Lineage: Eukaryota; Metazoa; Arthropoda; Insecta; Hymenoptera; Apidae
Exons: 7
Coding region: 16-1050 (344 amino acids)
Biological process (GO): synapse organization
Cellular component (GO): neuron projection membrane
Source: RefSeq, a predicted model, not a curated record
GCGGCACGAGGCACGAUGAAGGGGCCAAGAAUCGGUGGCCUAGCGAGCGGGAAAAAGCUGGACCUCUGCCAGAAGCCGCGUCACACUUGGACAGUGUUGCUGGUGUAUUUGGGCAUCUGCGCCUUGCUGCCUGUCACGAUUCUCUCCGCGCCUGUGCAACUUCGUGAAAUAUCGAAGGAGGGCUCGCAACGCCGGCCAAACGAUGCCAAUAAUGACUCAGCCGAAGGGGAUUUGCCCGUUUUUGAGCCGACAGCGGCGAACGUCAGCGCAUUCGUCGGACAGACCGUGUACCUGCCAUGCCGAGUACGAAAUUUGGGAGAUAAAGUGGUGUCGUGGAUGAGAAGCAGAGACCUGCACAUUCUCACGUCAGGAAACAACCUGUUCAGCUCGGACACGAGAUUCGGGCCCCAGCACACGCCGGGAAGCGACGCGUGGACGUUGAGGCUGGACAACGCCAGGAAGACCGACUCCGGCAAGUACGAAUGCCAGGUGAACACCGAGCCGAAAAUGAUGUAUGCUGUUCAGCUGUCCGUGCGAGAUCCUGACAAACCGGAGGGUUACGACGAGCCGCAUUCUCAGCAGACGCGAAUAAGUUACGAGAGCACGGCGCCAGUGGCGGCCAUAAUGGGUCCUCGGGAGCAGAGGGUGUCAUCGGGGACGACGAUCACCUUGAGGUGCGUCAUAUUGUCCCCGUAUCAGACCCGGCCCAUCAGGGGUGUGCAGUGGCUCCGGGAUAACAAACUCCUAACAUUCCAGGCUGCACGAGGGGGCAUAAACGUGGAGACUGAAAGAGGCGCGGCUCGAACAGUCUCGGAAUUGACUCUGGCAGCGGUCACGCCGCACGACAUUGGAAAAUAUUCGUGCAGACCGUCCGAGGGGCGAUCGGACACCAUAAUGCUGCUCGUCGAUCCAGGAGAACGUACGGAAGCCAUGCAACGUGACGCCGGAUACGUCUCUUCCGGAUGUGACGUCAGGCACUGGGCCGGGCUCCUACUUCCGUUCUCGUGGUUUCUAAUACUCGCACGAAACAGCCAAACUUUCCUGCAAUAGCGCACACUCCGACAGUAUUUCACGCGUGUUUCUCUCUCCCUCUUUCUCUGUCUUUGUAUUCCGCCGUUUCGUGGACGGGAGAGAAAGUACCUAGAAAUUUGACCAAC